Molecule: messenger RNA, 1614 nt
Organism: Carcharodon carcharias (great white shark)
Lineage: Eukaryota; Metazoa; Chordata; Chondrichthyes; Lamniformes; Lamnidae
Product: UDP-glucuronosyltransferase 2C1-like
Exons: 1
Coding region: 1-1614 (537 amino acids)
Molecular function (GO): UDP-glycosyltransferase activity
Source: RefSeq, a predicted model, not a curated record
AUGGACUAUUGUGGAUUAAGAAACAGACUACAGAUUGCAUGUGUUUUGGGUGCCAUCAUCAGCGUCUCUUUCCCAGUUACUUAUGGAGCUAAGAUAUUGGUUGUACCUGUUGAUGGAAGCCAUUGGAUCAACAUGAAAAUUCUAAUUGAAGAAUUGAGACACCAUGGUCACAACAUUACUGCUCUUUAUUCCUCAAAGGCUUGGUACAUUAAAGAAAGUCCUGACCUCUAUCAGUCAAUCACUGUCCAAUUGCAAGGCGGAACUACCAACUUUGAUGAUUCAAGUGGAAUACAACAUUUUCUUCAAAGGUUGCUAACAGCCUCAAGAUAUGGCUUGGCCCCUUGGGCUUUUAUUCAGGUCCAGCGUCAGACAAUAUCCUUUCUGCGUGAAUGGCACCUUUGGGCUGGAGAGUUCAUUACUAGAAUUUUUGAAGAUAAGGAAUUGCUGAAACAACUUGAAGAAGCAAACUUUGACUUAGUGCUUACGGACCCUGCUCUUGGUAUCGGUUCAAUGCUCGCCUAUUAUUUGAAAGCUCCUUUGGUGUACAAUGUUCGAUGGAUCACGAUGGGAGAAGCUCAUUUCCUCUUUGCCCCAUCACCACUUUCCUAUAUCCCCCUACUUGGGUCGCAUUUGACAGACAAGAUGAGUUUUCUCCAAAGAAUUCGAAAUGUUUUACAACAUCUUCUUGAGCUAUUCAUUUCUGAAUUUUUUAUUCACCCCAUAUACAAUGAAGCCUGCCGGCGAUACCUAGGCAUGGACAUGGACAUCAAAACGGUUCUCCUCCAGGCAGACGUGUGGCUGAUGAGAGUAGAUUUUGUAUUUGAAUUCCCGAGGCCCACCAUGCCAAAUAUUGUUUACAUUGGCGGUUUCCAAUGUAAAUCACCAAAACCUUUGCCUGUGGGGCUUGAGGAAUUUGUUCAGACCUCAGGGAAGUACGGGAUUAUCGUCAUGUCUCUAGGGAGCCUUGUCAACUCUUUGCCACUGGACAUUACAAUGAAAAUAGCGGAGGCCUUUGCUCAGGUACCUCAGAAAGUGAUUUGGAGACACAAUGGAGAGAUCCCUCCCAAUGUAGCAAAUAACACACUACUAGUAAAAUGGAUCCCUCAGAAUGAUCUGCUAGGACAUCCUAAGGCCCGAGCCUUCGUUGCCCAUGGUGGGACAAAUGGAAUUUAUGAAGCCAUCUAUCAUGGGGUGCCAGUCGUUGGCCUCCCACUGUUUUACGAUCAAUUUGACAACUUAAUUAGGCUUAAAGUCCGAGGAGCGGCCAAAAUGCUUGAUGCCGCGACCAUGCAGUCAACAGAUCUACUGCAGGCCCUCAAUGAAGUCAUAAACAACACAUCUUAUAGGGUUAACAUGCAGAAGCUGUCUGCUCUCCACAGGGACCAAUUGGAGUCUCCAAUGCAAAGAGCUGUUUUCUGGAUUGAGUAUGUCGCACGGCACAGAGGUGCAGCCCAUUUACGCUCCGAAUUUUACCGCCUCCCCUGGUAUGCCCACCAUUGUGUAGAUGUGGUUGCCUUGCUCUUGUCCGUGUUUCUAAUUACUGCAGUGCUGAUUGUUUUAAUCUUGAAGAAGUUUUGUAACAUCGUAGGGAAGAAGAAGCAAAAAACUCAGUAG